AUGCCGUCCAACAAAUCCGUCUCGGACGCGCCCAUCGUCCAGUUCACCAACUGCCGCAUCCUGAGGAGCCACCAGCUCCAGAGGGAGGACCUGUGGGUGCGAGAGGGGAAGAUCCUCAACCCGGAGAAACUCUUCUUCGAUGAGAAGGGCUCUGCUGACAUCCAGCUGGACUGCAAGGACAGCAUCAUCGCCCCGGGCUUCAUCGACGUCCAGAUCAACGGAGGCUUUGGGGUGGACUUCUCCCUGGCUACAGAUGACUUCAAAUCAGGGAUUGAUCUGGUCAGUCAGAAAAUCCUCUCCCAUGGAGUGACGUCCUUCUGUCCCACCCUGGUGACGUCUCCUCCAUCUGUGUACCACCAGGUUCUCCCUCAGAUCAGUAUAAGAAAUGGUGGAGCCCACGGAGCAGGUAUCCUGGGGGCCCAUCUGGAAGGACCAUUCAUCAGCAAGGAGAAGAAAGGGGCGCACCCGGAGCACUGCCUUCGCACCUUCGAGGCAGGUGCCUUCCAGGACUUGCUUGCCACCUACGGGUCCCUGGACUGUGUCCGGAUAGUCACCCUGGCCCCAGAGAUGAAGAGGAGCAGUGAGGUGAUCCAGGAACUCACCAAGCGGGGCAUCUGUGUCUCGCUCGGGCACUCGGUGGCUAAUCUCUCCCAGGCUGAGGAGGCUGUGCAGCACGGCGCUACCUUCAUCACUCACCUCUUCAAUGCCAUGUUGCCGUUCCACCAUCGUGACCCUGGGAUCGUGGGGCUGCUGACGAGUGACAAGAUUCCUGCUGGACGGAGGGUCUUCUACGGCAUGAUCUCUGAUGGCAUCCACACCAACCCUGCCGCCCUGCGAAUCGCCCACCGAGCCCACCCCAAAGGCCUGGUGCUGGUGACGGAUGCGAUCGCUGGCAUGGGGCUGGCACCAGGUCGGCACACGCUGGGUCAGCAGGUGGUGGAGAUCGAUGGGCUGAACACCUACAUUGCAGGCACAAAGACCCUGAGCGGUAGUGUGGCGACCAUGGACACAUGUGUGCGACACUUCCAAGAAGCCACAGGGUGCUCAGUAGAGACCGCGUUGGAGGCAGCGUCUCUGCAUCCCGCCCAGCUCCUGGGGAUUGAACCCAAAAAGGGGACGCUAAAUUAUGACUCCGAUGCAGAUUUCCUGAUGCUGAAUGACAGUCUGUAUGUGCAAGCCACGUACAUCGCGGGUGAGGAAGUCUGGAGACAAGAUGCGUUAGGCAUGUGACGCUGGGCUGUCCUGGUGCCCUCCGAGGCUCCCUGGCACUGUGGUUAGCAGCUUUGGUAACCACCCCACUUCUCUUUUUUUUUUUAACUCCUUCCUGCAACUCCCUUAAAGGAGCCUCAUACCAAAGAGCUGCGUUUUCCAGCGCAACCGCUGCUUCCAGUUACAGCCAUGACUGCAACAAAUUUGUUGGUGCUCAGUUGGCGGAGUGGGGAAAGCAGGCAGAUCUGUGUUGGGGGGGAUUGUUAGUCCCCGGAGCGACCUGAAGGACUGCACAGCUGUCCUGCAUGGAGUCCCCAGACAGAGGUGCUCCUGUCGCCGUCUUACAGCAGUGUGAAGCUGUCCCAGCCUUUGCACUGUUUUAUACAGCACACACUAACCUGCCCCAUGCCCACGGCAGGCUCAAGCCAUUUCCAUUCCUCUGCCUGCUGUUUGUCUCGCUCCCGGGCAGCCGUGGCUGGUUACACAUCAGCUCCCACCAGCUCAGCUCGCAGCUCUUCACGUUAAAAGGUUCCUCUUGUGUCAGCAGAAGUUGAGGAUCACGUUCGGAUCUCCUGGCAGUCCCUCUGUUGUGUGUCCUCCGGAGCAAGGCUGUCACAGCUCGCCCACUCGGUGCCAUUGUGAGGCUGUGAAUCCAUGUGGGCUGAAUCCUCAGGGCAGAGAUCAAACCCAGGAAAAAUGAGGCAUUGCUGGUCCUUUGUGCCUU
Messenger RNA from Gavia stellata (red-throated loon), 1933 nucleotides. It is a transcript of the gene AMDHD2, whose product is annotated as amidohydrolase domain containing 2. The transcript is spliced from 11 exons. Gene Ontology annotation, molecular function: N-acetylglucosamine-6-phosphate deacetylase activity. NCBI's taxonomy places the organism in Eukaryota, Metazoa, Chordata, Aves, Gaviiformes, Gaviidae. The coding region runs from base 1 to 1230 and encodes 409 amino acids. Gene Ontology annotation, biological process: N-acetylglucosamine catabolic process. The record is from RefSeq and is a predicted model, not a curated record.